Thermochaetoides thermophila DSM 1495 is the source of this 1509-nucleotide messenger RNA. RefSeq lists its product as uncharacterized. NCBI's taxonomy places the organism in Eukaryota, Fungi, Ascomycota, Sordariomycetes, Sordariales, Chaetomiaceae. The record is from RefSeq and is a predicted model, not a curated record. Bases 1 to 1509 code for a protein of 502 amino acids. Gene Ontology annotation, molecular function: ubiquitin-protein transferase activity. The transcript has a single exon. Gene Ontology annotation, cellular component: SUMO-targeted ubiquitin ligase complex.
AUGGACCCCUUCGACCCUGACAUCGAUUACUUCGAAGACGAGCUCGACGACGCCGACUUUGCCACACUCGAACAGGCAAUCGCCGAGCAGGAAGAAGAGGACGACUCACAGAGCGAGCAAGAAAAUUACGGCGAGGACGAAGAGGAGGAGUUUGAACCUGAGUGGGAGGUCCGCAGAAUACAGGUUCCUCUGCAGUGGCACGAGGAGGAGCUUACGGAAGACACAGAUCUCUCACAGGGCGAGGGACUUUCAGAAGAAGCCGAGAACUCAGAAGAAGAGGAGGAAUUCUCACAAGAGGAGGAAGGUUCUGACGAAGAAUCGCACGCCGAAGAAGACGACCACGCCAGUUUAUUCUCCGACGGCUCUGACGACUCCCUCUUCGUCGAUCAAAGCGACCACCACGCCGAAGGCGAAGCACUUCCCUCGCUCGACGAGCUGCUGCCCGAGUUUCGCGAGGAGCUGGCCCGCACUAGAGAGGUGAUGGCCGAGCCGGAGCGCGCACGCUCGCGGCCUGCCGAGCAAGCUCGUUGGAGGAGAGAGCCUGAGACUCGUCCUCAGCAAAAUAAUCGGACACAAAGUGGAGGGGCCCGGCACAACGUUCGCGUCAUUGAUGACGAGCUUAUCGAGAUAGAGAUUGACCUGCGCGGUAAUGGCGAUGGCAGAAACAGGAGUGGUCGGAGCGAGCCCAUCGUUAUUGAUUUGACUGGGGAGCCUGAUUCACCCCCUGCCCGCCCGAAUCGCCCCGCGCAGAGAGCCCGUCGAUGGGUCGGUCGCGCCGCGCCUCCAGAGAAUAACAACAACAACGCCAAUCCCCCCGUGAUCGACUUGACUCUGUCCGACGACGAAAACGACCGUCAACCUCCUCCCCCUCCGCGCCCGCUACCUCGCAAUCCCCCCCCACACAAUCACAACAGUGAUAGCAACAGACAACAGAACAACAACAGUCACAUGCUCAACCUCCCCCACCCCCGCGACUUCAUCGACCUCGCGAACGAAGCCGAAAAUGACCACGCCAUCCAGGACCCACUGUAUAGGACCAUGAGCCGGAUGGCGCGGACAUUUGAUCUCAUUCAUCGUCUCGGUGGGGUGUGGGGCCGUCAACCACAAAACGUGGACAUCCAGCUCAUCAACCCCGUCGCUGCGGCCGUUGGGGGGAUGAAUAACCCCCUGGCGGGGAACCCUCCUGUGUUUAACUACGCUGCUGCCGGUAACAAUAGCAGCAAUGCAGGGAACAAUAACAAGAAUAACUGGGUUGCGCCACCGAAGGCUAGAGCGGGGUUUACACGAGAUACGGGUGAUGAGGAGAUGUUCAAGGAGCAGAUGAUUGUUUGUCCGAGCUGUGAGGAGGAGCUGAAGUAUGAUCCUGAUGCGAAGGACAGUGGAGGGCCUCCAGCGGCGAAGAGAGUCAGGACGAGGAAGGACAGGGAGGAGCAUUAUUUUUGGGCGAUCAAGGAAUGUGGUCAUGUGGGUUCCCUCACUUUCUACAUGGGUUUGGUGGGAAAGGACUAG